AUGAAGCUUUAUAGACAGCUACUGGUCACUCAGCAUCUAUCCAAGCUUAGAUUCUCAUGUGCUCGCUAUUCAACUUCAACCUGUCGAUAUGAAUUCCAAAUCAAAAAUACGCGGAACAUCGGGAUCAUCGCACACAUCGAUGCAGGAAAGACUACCACUACUGAGCGUAUGCUCUACUAUAGUGGGUUGACUAGACGUAUUGGAGACGUUGAUGAAGGCUCAACUGUUACAGACUUUCUUCCGGCAGAGAGAAGUAGAGGAAUUACCAUUCAGUCAGCUGCAGUCACAUUUCGCUGGCCACCACUUAACCAAGCUACUACAAGCCACGAUGGACAUAAUGCUUGUGUAUCGUACACAAUAAAUCUCAUUGAUACACCCGGGCAUGCGGAUUUUACAUUUGAAGUACUCCGGUCGCUAAGGAUUCUAGACGGAGCGGUGUGUAUACUAGACGGCGUUGCAGGAGUUGAGGCUCAAACGGAAAAAGUGUGGGGUCAAGCACAGAAAUUUAAGAUUCCAAGAAUAGUUUUUGUUAACAAACUGGACCGCGUCGGCGCCGCAUUCGGAAGGACUGUCAGACAGAUUGGAUCGCGCCUUCGUGGUUACCCGGCAGUGUGUCAGAUUCCUUGGUUCGAAAAAGAGACUGGUAAAUUUAGAGGAAUCGGGGAUGCAGUUAAUCUCCGCGCCCUAUGGUGGAAAGGAGAGAGUGAUGGAAAAAAUAUACAGAGUUUCGAUAUGAAAGAACUCUUGCAAGAGGAUCCAAAUUUUCAUGGGGAACUCAUUAAAGCACGCAUAGCUCUUGUCGAAUCUAUUUGUGACUUUGAUGAGCAGCUUUUUGAAGAGUGGUUAGCGGUGAAUGAUGAUAGUCUAUCUAUUAAUGCGCAAAGUAUUUGGGCUAGCAUCAGGAGGUGUUUGAUUGAUGGCUCAGGAAGGCUCGUUCCAGUCUUUGCAGGAGCGAGUUUUCGAAACAUCGGGAUACAGCCACUCUUAGAUGCUGUCAACGAUCUUUUACCAGAUCCUACUGAGAGGCCUGAUCCAGAAGUAAGUAUCGAAAAUCAAAAGUGUGGAUUAUCCGAGAUUUUACAGGGAAGAUUGGUUCCAAACUUUACGAAAAAUAUUAAGUCAGCCACGAUGAAAACCUUAUCCAAUUCCUUGGUAUCAAAAAUAGAAGCAUGUGCACUAGUUUUCAAGGUUGCCAGCGAUAUUCGUCGUGGAGUCUUAGUCUACGUCAGAGUCUAUCAUGGGAGACGUGUCCUGCAGAUGCAAGCAUCUGAUGCGGUUGAGAUAUCUUGUUUAGAUAAAGGCCAGAUCGGUGUGAUAACUGGACUAAAGUAUGCACGAACUGGAGAUACUUUAAUCGCGUAUCCGAAUUUCAAUCCAAAGAUUGGGCCACCAUCUCCCUUGAACGUAGUCCAGUUGAGGCCAAUAGAUAUUCCGCCACCAGUGUUCUUUGCUGCCAUCGAGCCCCACAGUAUUGGUGAAGAGAAAAAUGUGGCUGAAACACUAGGGCUUUUAAUAAGAGAAGAUCCCAGCUUAAACUUAAGUAUAGAUGAAGACUCUGGCCAAAUGCUAUUGAGUGGGAUGGGGGACUUGCAUCUCGAAAUAGCCCGGGAUCGACUGAUUAAUGAGUAUAAAGCAAAAGCGACCAUGGGAAACAUUGAAAUCAGCUAUAGAGAGUCCAUUUUACAUGCGACCCCUGAAAAUCAUAUAGUUUUUGAUCGAGAGAUUGCCGGAAAGAAGGCAAAAGCUGCAUGCGGAGCUAUAAUCGAGCCUAUUGUUCAACUAGCUACUGAUAUCCUACAGAAAACUGAUAAUUUUACAACCAUUCAUAAUGGAAAUCUUAUUACUGUCAAAUUUCUCAAUUCGACGUCGCCAGAGGAGCUGAACCAAAAGCUGCCUCCUGACUUGUCGUCCUCCCUUGUUCAAUCUUCCUUGACUAAUGGUGUAAUUUCAGCAUUAUCUAGGGGACCUCGUCGCUCCUAUCCUCUUCAUAAUACCCAUGUCACAAUCAUCAUCAAUGUAGAAAGCGAUUUAUUCAGUAAGGAGACUACACCAGCUGCUUUAGCUUCAGUAGCACGAUUAGCAGUUCAGGAUGCUCUUAAAGAAUCCCAUUCGAAUGGUCACAUCAUCAUUUUGGAACCCCUAAUGAAAGUUCUCAUAUCUUGUGACGAUACCUCUUUAGGUGCCAUCGUGCAUGAUAUAUCUGCCGCCCGUGGCGGACAUGUGGUUUCAUUAGGAACCGGAAUCAACGAAGAAGAUGCCAUCGAGCUGCCACCCAUAGAUAUUAAAAAGAUCUAUGUGCCAAAAGAUAAUUUUACAAUCACAGACAUCAACGAUGAUACCAACAAUACUGGACAGCGACGACAGGUUAUCGCUAUGGUCCCUUUGAAAGAGAUGAUUGGAUAUCUAAAGCAUGUCCACAGUUUAACAGCUGGAAGAGGAACAUUCAUCAUGAACUUUCAUCGAUUUGAGCGCCUAAAAGGACAUAGAGAAAGGGUCCUUUGA
Molecule: messenger RNA, 2502 nt
Organism: Blumeria graminis f. sp. triticale
Lineage: Eukaryota; Fungi; Ascomycota; Leotiomycetes; Helotiales; Erysiphaceae
Source: the annotation of a GenBank genome assembly